Molecule: messenger RNA, 401 nt
Organism: Heterobilharzia americana
Lineage: Eukaryota; Metazoa; Platyhelminthes; Trematoda; Strigeidida; Schistosomatidae
Source: the annotation of a GenBank genome assembly
AUAACUUAUCACCUCAUAUAACAAACACCUCAAUCUAAUAAUGUCCCAUUGAACAUGAAAUUAUACGGUGGAGUAAUUCGACCUGUUAGACCUUUACACUUCAAUAAUUUAUUACUUGGAACUCUGUUCAUAUACACAGUAAUCUUGUUACAAGGAGUCAGUGGAGAUGCAAAAGACGCUAUAUUUGAUCUAAGAUUAUUCAUUGUCGAACUCUGGGUGAAUUUGUGUUCUCGUUUAGGCGAAACGUUCAGCUGCUUUUUGAAGGUACUACCCACAACUCUGGGAGGUGAAAAUAAAUCAUGUAUUACAUGAAUAAAUAAUCUUGAAUGAAAAUCUGUCGUCAAGACUUGCUGAUAUCAUUAUUAAGCAAAUGACGGGAGACUCAAUAGUUUUAAUGAAAC